GUAUUGGUGGUGGUGGUGGUGGUGGUCGUGCUGGUGGUGGUUUAUAUAGGUCUUUCGAGUACUGUAUAUAUAGCCGCCUUCCGUCUCGGAUCUCCGCAAAGAGCCGACUAACAUCCGGAAGUGUCGUCUGUCGCGGCACGCACACCCCCACAACAAGCUGUCUGCCCGUCUGUCUGUCUGUCAAAAGUGGACGCGGAAAUUCGCCAGGAUGCGGGACCGGCUCUCCUGGUACAUGGUGUUUCUCAUCCUGCCGACGAUCCUACUGGCCAGAUCUCUCGACAAAGACCGGCGAGUCCCGUUCAACAUACCCUCGGAUUGGAAGGCGCUCUGGUACAGCAACCUCGACGAGCUGCAGCGGGUCAACGAGGCGAACGAAAACAACACCGUGUCCAACGUGACGGUGCAACUCGGCGGCACGGCUUUUCUGCACUGCAAGGUGCGCAACUUGGCCGAGCGCAGCGUCUCCGAUGCCGAGACUUCCUGGAUACGCCGGCGCGAUUGGCACGUCCUCACCAGUGCGAUGUUCACAUACACGAAUGACGAGAGGUUUCAAGUUUUACAUGCAGAAGGCUCGGAGGACUGGACCCUUCAAAUCAAGUACGUGCAGGAGAGAGACAACGGGACCUACGAGUGUCAAGUCUCAAGGAGUACAGGGAUACUGUCGCACUUUGUCAAUCUGAACAUUGUGACGCCAGAAGCGUUCAUACUCGGCGGGGACGAGCACCACGUCGACGUUGGAUCUAUAAUAAGCCUCGUCUGUAUUAUAGAAAAGAGUCCGACGCCGCCGCAGUACGUGUUCUGGUAUCACAAUAAUCGGAUGAUAAAUUACGACACGGCGCGAGGCAGCGUGACCGUGCAAACCGAUCCAGGACCAACCCAGAGCCGGCUGACCAUUCGCCACGCCGUAGAGUCGGACACGGGUAAUUACACGUGCAGCGCAUCCAACACCAAGCCGGCCUCGAUCUUCGUCUUUGUCACCGAAGGUGACAAAAUGGCGGCGAUCCUGCGGCGCAAAACGUCGACCGGCUCGCGGCUCGAGAUCGGCCGGUACUCGCUACCGGUGCUCCUCUUCCUCCAGGCGCUGGCCCUCGGCUACGGACUCCGAUAAGCCCCGCUGCACACACGCUCGACUACAACAAAAUUCACUCGCACGCAGCAGCGGGAGCAAGAGAUAUAUAUCAUAUUAAAAAUAAACAAGAAAACACGUGUCUCAGCAAUGGAAAAAAAAUAAUAAUAAAGAAUAUAAAUAUAUUAUGUAUAAAAUGCGCCCGCCGACUGGACGGGGAUUAAGGACUUUCAACCAAAAACACACGCUCCCACGCGCACCGUUACACCCAUUAACCGAAACAACACGUUAUAUAUUAUACACUACACACACUCUUACAAGUGAAACAACAAUUGUCCACGCCAUUAAAAAAUUACGUCGUUUAGAAAAACAAAAUGAUAUAAGAUUAAACAAAAAAAAAGGAUAAAUAAUUGAAAGGAGAUGAUCGUCAUAUUGUCAUAUUAUUUCAUCAGUAUAACUAUGUAUAUUUGCGUUACUCGCGUUUUUAUCGCAAAAAGUAAAAAGUAAAAAAAAAAAAAAGAAAGAAAAAAAACACCCUACGAACGUACAGGAUGUAAUGUGUAUAAAAAAUGAAAAAAAUAAAUAAAUAACCGAGGGAAAAAUAAAAAGUUAUAACAACAACGUAUUAGGCGAAGGUCGGUGGCAUGUGUAAAAAAAAAAAAAAAAAACGAAGAAACAAGGAAAAAGAGUCAGCAACGUCAGCGGAACUCGCGAGUUAUUACGCUCGCACAGUGGGCUCGUGUAUACAUGUACGCAACCUACAUCGUGCGAAAAUAGAGAAAGAAGAGAGACUACCUCUUUUUUUUUUUUUUUUUUUUUUUCCGGGGACGCAAACGCAGCUGUAUGUGCGAGAGUGCUUUGGUAUACAUACAUAGACAGCUCUAUCGGUCCUCCCCCUCCGUAUAUGAGGAAAUCC
Copidosoma floridanum is the source of this 1982-nucleotide messenger RNA. It is a transcript of the gene dpr12, whose product is annotated as defective proboscis extension response 12. Gene Ontology annotation, biological process: synapse organization. NCBI's taxonomy places the organism in Eukaryota, Metazoa, Arthropoda, Insecta, Hymenoptera, Encyrtidae. The record is from RefSeq and is a predicted model, not a curated record. Gene Ontology annotation, cellular component: neuron projection membrane.